Daphnia carinata is the source of this 1240-nucleotide messenger RNA. RefSeq names its product WW domain-binding protein 4-like. The transcript is spliced from 6 exons. The coding region runs from base 16 to 1077 and encodes 353 amino acids. The record is from RefSeq and is a predicted model, not a curated record. Lineage: Eukaryota; Metazoa; Arthropoda; Branchiopoda; Diplostraca; Daphniidae. Gene Ontology annotation, molecular function: zinc ion binding; RNA binding; protein binding. Gene Ontology annotation, biological process: mRNA splicing, via spliceosome. Gene Ontology annotation, cellular component: nucleus; precatalytic spliceosome.
GGAAAUAGCGACUAGAUGGUGUGUGAUAAAAGCCAUCUAUUGUCACGAUAUACGAACUGCAAAUCAUCAACAGUCAAAAUGACGGAAUAUUGGAAAUCAUUGCCUAAAAAGUACUGCGAUUUUUGUAAAUGCUGGAUCACAGAUAACAAAGCGAGUGUUCAGUUCCAUGAACGUGGUGAGGGACACAAGGCCCAGGUAGCUCGUCGGCUUACCGAGCUUACCAGGAAGGGUGAAAUUGAAUAUAGACAGCAGCAACAAGUAAACACAGAUCUCCAACGUAUGGAGGAAGCUGCAAUGCGAGCAUAUCACAAAGACUUGACAAGUAAUCCAGAUCUCUCAGCAAGAAACAUGGCUAGUCAGCAUUCACAUGUGGCAAAGGUGAUAGAACAUGCUGCUGCCAAUCCUAAGAGCCUCAAGUCAGGAGAAUCUGCUGCACUCCAAGCUGCAGCUAACUAUGUCGGGAGUGGACCAGGACCUUCCAUGCCACUUUUGCCAGCCCCAAAAGUUUGGCAUGAAGCCCUUUCACCUGAGGGCUAUUCAUACUACUGGAAUGUUGAGACAAAUGAGACUUGCUGGGAGGCCCCUGCUGAGGGCUAUGUUACACUAAUGGAACAACAGCUGGAAGAACUGAAAAAUGCUACAACCGACACAAAGGAAACAUCAGCUGAACCAAUAAUCACUAAAAAGAAGAAGAAAAAGAAGAAGAAGAAGGAAAUGGAAGAGGAGUAUUAUGAAGAUUAUGAUGAUGAAUUUCAAGGAGAAGAACAAGCAGCAGCUGAGACAACACCAGUAAACCCUUACGGACAAUGGGAAACAGUUCAAAAAGCAGCUGAACCUGCACAACCUGUGAAUUUACAGUUACCAAAGAUUAAGUUCUCUAAUGCUGCCAAGGCCGCAGCGGUUGUCGUUCCUGCAGAACCAAAAAUUAGGUUUACUGAGAAAACAGCUGCACCUGCUACCGGACUUAUGGGAUCGUUAGUCAAGCGGGAGCCGGGCGAAUCGGAAUUCAAAAAAAGGAAAAUUGGUGAAGAAGGGUCAAAGAAAAACUUAAGGACGAGAGAAUCAAAUUUUGACUAACAAAAAUCCUUUUAUCUUGUAUCGUUUUAACUUUGCCAUCAGAUGUUCCAUUAGCUCUUUUUUCCACGUAAUGGUUCAAUUGUUUUCGUACAUCGCUCAUGGUCUACUGGAAAAGCCAUUUCAGCCCAAUCAUAUCAAGAUACAUUAUGAUUCAUUUCCAAUA